Molecule: messenger RNA, 1099 nt
Organism: Mya arenaria
Lineage: Eukaryota; Metazoa; Mollusca; Bivalvia; Myida; Myidae
Exons: 4
Coding region: 102-437 (111 amino acids)
Source: RefSeq, a predicted model, not a curated record
AACCCAAUGGAACAGUUGAGGUCAAGACCAGCAUAGAAAACACUAGAGAUUGCGCUAAGCGUAUCAUCGUGUUGGAUUUUACAUUCCCGGAUGGCAUUCAGAUGAUGCACCAUCCGUCCCCGGGAAACCCGAUAACAGGCUGCACGUUCAAAGGAUGCUUGAGGUUGAACUAUGAGGGCGAGCUGCUAUGUAGAAUGUUAAAGGCAGCAUUUAGGAGAGGGUUGAUGUUCAUGUUGGGGAAGGAAGGAAAAGUUGUUUUGAAUGGCGUCUCAUUGUAUGAUGAUUAUGUGUAUACUCACGGAGGGCGGUGUCGUUAUUCUCAAUACAAACAGUCGUUGGAAGUGGUGCUUGCAUCCAAAGGCAUCACAGCGGCGAACGUAGUUGAGACGGGCAGCCUGGAAGAGACUUUCGCUGUUGAUGCUGCACGCAGUUCAUAAGUACGAUGAUAGCUGAGUUUGCAGACUAGUUAAUAACAGAGGCGAAUGCAGAACUUGAAUAUUGAAAAGAGAUGUUCACGGUCGUCUGUCUGUUGUUCGAGGUCGUAUGUAGUGGAUUUUUUUUUCAAAUACUUGGUUUUGAAAUAGUUUAAAUGAAUAUUAAUCCAUUACGUGUGUAACCUAGAAUAAUUUAUACAAAUAUUUUGAUUUGUGUGAAUUGUUUCUAGGGUGAUUUAACUGUUUCUGUGGUGAUAUUCUUUUUGUUAAAAGUGUUUAGUGCAUGUAAGGUCAAAACGUGUUGAUUGUACGUUUUGUGUAUCUAGUGUAUUUUAGGACCUAGCUGUUUGCCUAUUCAGAGUUUUUGUUCAAUUGUGUGACCAUAAGACUUGGCCCUGAAGUUUGCAUUGUAUUAGUACAAUUAGAUAAAGAGAGAUUUCGUGUUAAAGUGAAACUUGUGGUAGCAUUACACUAGAUGAAAAGUUGUAGAUUUGUUAUGUUACAAACAAGCUAAGGACAAUCAUAUUAUAAGUAUCAACAUUUUCAAAGAUAUUUAUUGAACAAUGUGUUUUAUGUAUACAUAAUUUGUUAUACUAUAUGCAGUGCAUGUAUUCAUUUGUAUAUGACUUAAACAAAACGUCAAUUCUCUAGGAACGAUGUUUUUA